GUGCCGUCGGUUCAUCCUGGUCGUCCGAGCAGCUGGACCGCAUGAAGAGCAGACGGAGAGCUUCAGUUUGUGCUUUUUAAUCCGAGCAGCUUCGUAUUUGCUGAAACUCAACCAGGUGUCGUCGAGCAGGAGCUGCUGCCGCAAACACGGACACAGGAGCCCACUCACCCACAGUGCCUGCACUUCAAAAACAGAGCUACAAUGUCGGAUGCAGACAAAUUCCUGUAUGGGGACCGCGGCUCGGUGAACAACCCCCUGGCCCAGGCCGACUGGGCCUCCAAGAAGUUGGUGUGGGUCCCCUCUGAGAAGCUGGGCUUUGAAGCCGGCUCCCUCAAAGAGGAGCAUGGAGAGGAGUGUGUGGUGGAGCUGACGGACUCUGGCAAGAAGGUGAAAGUAAACAAGGAUGACAUUCAGAAGAUGAACCCACCCAAGUUCAAUAAGGUGGAGGACAUGGCCGAGCUCACCUGCCUGAACGAAGCCUCUGUGCUGCACAACCUGAAGGAGAGAUACUACUCUGGACUAAUUUAUACGUACUCUGGUCUCUUCUGUGUUGUGAUUAACCCGUACAAGUAUCUGCCCAUCUACACUGAGGAGAUCGUUGUUAUGUACAAGGGCAAGAAGAGACAUGAGAUGCCCCCUCACAUCUAUGCCAUCGCUGACACUGCCUACAGGAGCAUGAUGCAGGAUCGUGAGGACCAGUCCAUCCUUUGCACUGGGGAGUCUGGAGCAGGAAAAACAGAAAAUACUAAAAAAGUCAUUCAGUAUCUGGCUCAUGUUGCCUCGUCCUCCAAGUCCAAGAAAGACCAGGGCUCUGCAGUUUUAUCACAUGGGGAACUGGAGAAACAACUGUUGCAAGCAAACCCCAUCCUGGAGGCCUUUGGCAAUGCUAAGACUGUCAAGAAUGACAACUCUUCAAGAUUUGGAAAAUUUAUCAGGAUUAACUUUGAUGUCAACGGGUAUAUUGUUGGAGCCAACAUUGAAACUUACCUGUUGGAGAAGUCUCGAGCCAUCAGACAAGCUAAAGAUGAGAGGAGUUUCCACAUCUUCUACUACUUGUUGACAGGAGCAGGGGACAAGCUGCGCUCCGAGUUGUGUUUGGAGGAAUACAGCAAGUACCGUUUCCUGUCCAAUGGAAACCUGACAAUCCCAGGCCAACAGGAUAAGGACAUGUUCACCGAGACCAUAGACGCGUUUCAGAUCAUGGGCAUCCCAGAAGACGAAAGGACAGGUCUGUUGAAGGUGGUGUCAGCUGUUCUCCAGUUGGGGAACAUGACCUUCAAGAAGGAGCGACACUCUGACCAGGCCUCCAUGCCCGAUGACACUGCUGCUCAGAAAGUGUGUCAUCUGCUUGGCAUCAACGUGACUGAAUUCACACGGGCCAUUCUGUCUCCCAGAAUCAAGGUUGGCAGGGACUAUGUGCAGAAGGCCCAGACUCAGGAGCAGGCCGAGUUCGCCGUCGAGGCUCUGGCCAAAGCCUCUUACGAGAGAAUGUUCCGCUGGCUCGUCAUGAGAAUCAAUAAAGCCUUGGACAAGACCAAGAGGCAGGGAGCGUCCUUCAUCGGCAUACUGGACAUCGCUGGAUUUGAGAUCUUUGAGUUGAACUCAUUUGAGCAGCUCUGUAUCAACUACACCAAUGAGAAGCUGCAGCAGCUCUUCAACCACACCAUGUUCAUCCUGGAGCAGGAGGAGUACCAGAGGGAGGGCAUCGAGUGGAGCUUCAUCGACUUCGGCCUCGACCUGCAGCCCUGCAUCGACCUCAUUGAAAAGCCUGCCGGUCCACCAGGUAUCCUAGCUCUGCUGGAUGAGGAGUGCUGGUUUCCCAAAGCUACAGACAAGACCUUUGUGGAGAAAGUGGUCCAGGAGCAGGGGAGGCACCCCAAGUUCCAGAAACCCAAAAAACUAAAGGAUGACGUUGAUUUCUGCAUUUUCCACUAUGCUGGAAAGGUGGACUAUAAAGCAGACGAAUGGCUGAUGAAAAACAUGGAUCCUCUGAAUGAGUGUGUCGCUGCUUUGCUCAACAACUCCACAGAUAAAUUCACUGCUGACCUUUGGAGAGACAUGGACCGUAUUGUCGGCUUAGAUAAGGUGGCAGGAAUGUCAGACUCGAUGCACGGUGCGUUCAAAACCCGCAAAGGCAUGUUUCGCACUGUGGGCCAGUUGUACAAGGAACAGCUGACUAACCUUAUGGACACGCUGAGGAACACCAACCCUAACUUUGUCCGCUGCAUCAUCCCCAACCACGAGAAAAAGGCAGGUAAACUGGAGCCGCACCUGGUUCUGGACCAACUCAGAUGUAAUGGAGUCCUAGAGGGGAUUCGUAUCUGCAGACAGGGCUUCCCCAACCGCAUCGUCUUCCAGGAGUUCAGACAGAGGUAUGAAAUCCUCACUCCAAAUGCAAUUCCAAAAGGCUUUAUGGAUGGCAAGCAAGCCAGCGCGCUCAUGAUCGAAGCCUUAGAGCUGGACCCGAACCUGUACCGCAUCGGUCAAAGUAAAGUUUUCUUCAGGGCCGGAGUCCUCGCCCACCUGGAGGAGGAGCGAGACAUGAAGAUCACCGACGUCAUCAUCAGCUUUCAGGCUUGGUGCAGAGGAUACGUGGCUCGCAAAGCAUUUGCCAAGAGACAGCAGCAGCUGACGGCCAUGAAAGUCAUCCAAAGAAACUGUGCUGCUUAUCUUAAACUCAGGAACUGGCAGUGGUGGAGGCUCUUCACCAAGGUGAAGCCUCUGCUGCAGGUGACUCGACAGGAGGAGGAGAUGCUGGCCAAAGAGGAGGAGCUGGUCAAAGUGAAGGAGAAACAGUUACAGGCUGAGGAACAUCUUCAAGAAUUGGAGUUAAAGCAUCAACAGCUGCACUCUGAGAAACUAGCCCUCCAAGAGCAGCUCCAGGCAGAGACCGAACUGUGUGCUGAGGCAGAGGAGAUGAGAGCUCGUCUGGCCACCAGGAAGCAGGAGCUGGAGGAGAUCCUGCAUGACCUGGAGUCUCGUUUGGAGGAGGAAGAAGAGAGGGUCACCCAGAUGCACACGGAGAGGAAAAAGAUGCAGCAGAACAUCACGGACCUGGAGCAGCAGCUGGAUGAAGAGGAGGCAGCCCGACAGAAGCUUCAGCUGGAGAAGGUGAACAUGGACAGCAAGCUAAAAGAGAUUGAGGAGAACAUGGCGAUACUGGAUGACCAGAACAACAAGCUCAACAAGGAGAAGAAACUGCUGGAAGAGCGUAUCUCUGAGUUUACCACCAAUCUGGCUGAAGAAGAGGAGAAGUCUAAGUGCUUGCAAAAACUGAAGAAUAAACAUGAAGCUAUGAUCACAGAUUUAGAAGAUCGUUUAAGAAAAGAGGAGAAACAGCGUCAGGAACUGGAGAAAAACCGUCGUAAGCUGGAAGGAGACUCCACUGAGCUUAAUGACCAGAUCGCAGAUCUGCAGGCUCAGAUUGCUGAACUUCGAGCUCAGCUCGCUAAGAAGGAGGAGGAACUCCAUGCUGCACUGGCCAGGAUUGAGGAGGAGGCUGCAGCCAAAAACAUGGCCCACAAGAAGAUCAGGGAGCUGGAGGCUCAAAUCUCUGAACUGCAGGAGGAUCUGGAGCUGGAGAGACAGGCUCGCACCAAGGCUGAGAAACACCGCAGAGACCUUGGAGAGGAGCUGGAGGCCCUGAAGACGGAGCUGGAAGACACUCUGGACACCACUGCAGCACAGCAGGAGCUCAGAUCAAAGCGUGAGACAGAGGUUGCACAACUUAAGAAGACUUUGGAGGAAGACGCUAAGAUCCAUGAACAGCAGAUGGCUGACAUGAGGCAGAAACACAAUCAGGCAUUUGACGAGCUCAACGAACAGCUGGAACAAGCUAAAAGGAAUAAAGUGUCAGUGGAAAAAGCCAAGCAGGCCCUGGAGAGUGAGUGGAAUGAGCUGCAGAUUGAGCUGAAGACUCUAACACAAAGCAAAGGGGACUCAGAACAUCGCCGCAAAAAGGCCGAAUCCCAGGUUCAAGAGUUACAGACAAAAUUCGGAGAAACUGAGCGGCAGAGGCAGGAGCUGUCUGAAAAGAUGGCCAAGAUGCAGUCGGAGCUCGACAACGUCAACAGCCUCCUGAGUGAAGCAGAAGGCAAGAGCAUCAAAUCCAGCAAAGACUUGUCUACGGUUGAAUCCCAGCUGCAGGAUACACAGGAGCUGCUCCAGGAGGAGACCCGUCAGAAACUCGCCCUCUCAACCCGCGUCAGGCAGAUGGAGGAUGAACAGAACAGUCUGCGGGAGAUGCUGGAGGAAGAAGAGGAGAGCAAAAAGAACGUGGAAAAGCAGGUCUCCGUUCUGCAGACCCAGCUUGCUGACCUAAAGAAGAAACAGGAGCAAGAUGCGUUGUCUCUAGAGGCAUCAGAGGAGGGACGCAAGCGAGUCCAGCGAGAGAUGGAGAACAUUCUGCAGCAGCUGGAGGAGAAGAGCGCAGCAUACGACAAACUGGAUAAGACCAAAAAACGCUUACAGCAGGAGCUGGACGACCAAAUAGUGGAACAGGACAACGUGAGGCAGAUGGUUUCCAACCUGGAGAGGAAGCAGAAGAAGUUUGACCAGAUGCUGGCAGAGGAGAAAACAAUUUCUACUCAGUAUGCUGAGGAGCGUGACAAGGCAGAAGCCGAGGCCAGGGAAAAGGAGACCCGAGCGCUUACACUGGCCCGUGACCUGGAGGUCAUGACAGACCUGAAGGAUGAGCUGGAUCGGGCCAAUAAGCUGCUCAAGGCUGAGAUGGAGGACUUGGUCUCCUCUAAAGAUGAUGUCGGCAAGAGUGUUCAUGAGCUGGAGAGAUCAAAACGUGCCAUGGACCAACAACUUGAAGAGAUGAGGGUUCAGCUGGAGGAGUUGGAGGAUGAACUGCAGGCCACAGAGGAUGCCAAACUGCGUCUGGAGGUCAACAUGCAGGCCAUGAAGGCUCAGUUUGACCGAGACCUGCAGGCCAGAGACGAGCAGGGAGAGGAGAAGAAGAGGGCGCUCACUAGACAGGUGCGUGAGAUGGAGGUUGAGUUGGAAGAGGAACGCAAGCAGCGCACCCAGGCACUGUCCACCAAGAGGAAAAUGGAGAUGGACUUGGCAGAGCUGGAACUCCAGAUUGAUGGUGCCAAUAAGGCCCGAGAUGACGCUCUCAAACAGCUGAAAAAACUGCAGGCCCUGAUGAAAGAACAGAUGCGAGAGUUGGAUGAGCUGCGUUUGGCCAGAGACGAUGCAGUUGGCGUUGCCAAGGAGACGGAGAAGAAGCUGAAGGCCAUGGAGGCAGACACCCUGCACCUACAGGAGGACUUGGCUACAGCAGAAAGACUUAGAAGACAGGCUCAGGCCGAGAGAGACGAGCUCCAGGAAGAAAUCAACAGCAGCAACACUAAGAAUUCGCUGCUGACAGAUGAGAAAAGACGACUGGAAGCUCGUAUUGCUCAGCUAGAGGAGGAACUAGAGGAGGAGCAGAUCAACACUGAGAUGGUCAAUGAUCGUCUGAGAAGGGCCAACCUGCAGAGUGAGCAGCUGACCACAGAGCUGGCUGCAGAGCGCAGUACCUCCCAGCGCCUGGAGGGGACGCGCUCACAGCUCGAUCGUCAGAACAAGGAGCUGAAGCUGAAGCAGCAGGAGCUUGAAGGCACCAUCAAGUCCAAGUACAAGUCAUCCAUUGCCACCCUGGAGGCUAAGAUCGCUCAGCUGGAAGAACAGCUCGACAUGGAGUCAAAGGAGCGUCAGCAGGCCUCCAGACUGGCCAGACGGGCAGAGAAGAAGCUGAAGGAAACGCUGCUACAGGUCGAUGAUGAGCGGCGCAACACUGAACAAUACAAAGAUCAGGUGGACAAGUUGAACAGCCGAAUGCGUCAGCUGAAACGUCAGCUAGAGGAGUCUGAGGAAGAGGUGACGCGAGCCAACGCCUCCCGCAGGAAGCUGCAGAGGGAGCUGGAUGACGCCAACGAGUCAGCGGACGCAAUGAACCGAGAAGUCAGCAAUCUGAAGAGCAAACUCAGACGAGGUGAUCUGCCGAUUUCCUUACGUCGUACCAUGAACCGCUCCGGCCUGGACAGUGACGAAGACCUGGAUGUGCAGACGGAGACGCCUGAACCAGCGGCCGAGUGAACGCAAGCAAGAGGGAACUCUCAUAUUGACCACAAUCCACAGCAGUUACAGGAAAAUGCAGGCAGUGCAGACUACCACACAAUGGAUUUAGCCUUGUAUUCCCUUUCACAAACAUCUUGUAGCCUUAUUGUAACUUCCUAUAUCGGCCAAAUAAUGUUUCUUGACUGGAUGAAUGUGAGGAAUAUUUUUCUACACAGGCUUUACAAAUACUGUAGUCAGCCUAUUUUUCUAUUUGAUAGGUAUAUAUUAUAAAUGAGUGCUGUUUUGAGGAUUCGUCACAGUUUCAUUAAUAUUGUGCUUGAUGUUGUUUAUCUGCUCUAACUUUACUGUUUUGGUGGGAAACACUGGUCAUUUAAUGCAUUUUUUUUUCUUUUUUGCACAUAUAUGGGUCUUCUGGGAGUUUUGAUCCAGUUACAUACUAGUGCUGGUAUAAGUCUUUUGUGGAUUCUGUUUUUUUCUCACUUUUUUUCUCUCUCAUAUGUUUUUACCUCAACCAUAAUGCCAACACGGGAGAAAAAACACAAGAUUGAAAAAAUGGUUGAAGAGCAGUGUUGGUUUAAUUUGUAAUGCAACUUUAGUACCACCAUGGAUGAUUAUGAAGCUUGGUUGAUGUUUAAUUUCUCACUUGUUUUACACUGUAAUGAUUGUUGGUGGUGGGCCAUUACAGUCGCUCUCGCUGUGCUGUUUUGUGCUAUACUUUGCACAUCAGAAAGAGUUUUUAUUCACACAUUCACCUUGUGUUGAAUGCUGCAAAAUUAAGGUAAAGUAUAUUACCUUUGCAUUGUAUUACCAAAGAAAUAUGUACUAUUGAGGCCAAUAUUUUAAGGCUGUUCUAUAUUUCAUCAAAUGCCUUAAUUCAAUAACAAUAAAUAUGUCUUGAUAAUCUCA
This is a messenger RNA of Sphaeramia orbicularis (orbiculate cardinalfish), 6975 nucleotides long. RefSeq names its product myosin-9-like. Gene Ontology annotation, molecular function: ATP binding; actin filament binding; microfilament motor activity. Gene Ontology annotation, cellular component: myosin II complex; myosin filament; cytoplasm. The record is from RefSeq and is a predicted model, not a curated record. Lineage: Eukaryota; Metazoa; Chordata; Actinopteri; Kurtiformes; Apogonidae. Bases 202 to 6087 code for a protein of 1961 amino acids. The transcript has 43 exons.